Molecule: messenger RNA, 4815 nt
Organism: Myxocyprinus asiaticus (Chinese sucker)
Lineage: Eukaryota; Metazoa; Chordata; Actinopteri; Cypriniformes; Catostomidae
Exons: 3
Coding region: 609-2468 (619 amino acids)
Source: RefSeq, a predicted model, not a curated record
ACGACACUUCCGGUGUUUUUAUGGCAGCUUCGUUUUUUCUCCAAACAGCAGAGAUGUCAGCUGGAUGAAAGGUGAUAAAUAUGCACUGGAAAUAAAAUAAGAUAAAUAAACACCGACAAAACCUGCUCCAGCACGCAGACACGAAUAGGCGACGCAGAAGUUGCUCCGACGUGACAAAUUAAAUCUUGACGAGUAAGCGCGAGCUGGGUGAGCAGAAAUGUGUUGGCUAGUCAGCUGACUAGCAUGACAACAUUGCAAAUACUGCACAUAAAUAACACACAAACUCAUUAUACAUAAAAGUGGAUUAUUUUAGAUUUCAUUGAUGCACUUUUUUUAACGGAUAAACUCAAAGACUGAAGACCCUCGAAACAAUAUGUGUGCUGCUUGUGUCAGAAAGUAUUCUGUGUGAUAGAAGAGGAAAUAACUUGAACAUUUGCCACUCUUAACAGUCUUUUGCUCCUGUGUUUGUGGUUUUUAAAGUUAAGCUUGCUAAGUUAAUACUACUAUGCCUGUCAGAGCUGUUUGCCACUCCCAGCUUUUACUGCUAUCAGGAAGUUGCUGAUGACCCAUAUAGAGAUCACCCGCACUGAGGACUACAGCAGCAGUUCAUGUGCAAUCCAUCAAAGGACGUCUUGAGCCGAAGACAGAAUAUGUGGCUUCAGCAGAGAUUAAAGGGCCUUCCUGGAUUGCUCUCCAGCAGCUGGGCCCGGCGUGUUUUGGUUGGAUUACUUCUCUUCCUUAUUUUCUACUGGUAUUCGAGCUCAGAUGGGCUUCUGAAGUUUCUAAGCAUCUCCACGGAGUCUGGCGGGGCUGCAGGUGUGUGUUUGCAGACUGAUAUUCACAGGUGGGAGUCGCUGGUUGACCGAGGGGAGGGAGUGCUUUCUACCCCACAGACAAAACAAUCAGUACCGUUUGUGGUAGGUAAUGGACAUUUUCUGGUUGACGUGGACUCUAAUAAACUCUGGGUAGCUUCAUCUUCACAGCCUGGGUUUGCACCGGUUCACCAAACAGAAUAUUCUCCAAUAGUGCAGUUGCAGAUGCCAGGAACACGCUUGGAGGCACGGGCUAUGAUGCUGUGGCACAGAAAAGGCUCUGUGCUGUCAUCCCGCUGUGUUCUGACAGGUAAUUUUAAGUCACCUCGCGAUUGUGUCAUUGUGCGAGAGGAAUUCGUCGCUCAUCGCAGCCGACCCAAUGUUUAUCUUCAGAGGAUUCACAUAUCAAAUCCUACAGACCGCGGGGUUUCAGUUGACGUGUCUGUGGAGUCGCCUUCGUUUAGGAGCACAGUGGAGAAGGUGGAAGACAAAGAAUUUGUGCUCUCCUCAGGUAAGGUGCUCACAGAGAAGAAAGACAUUGUGUUUGUGGUGGUGGCUACCAAGAAACUAAGCAGCAAGAUCCAGGUUCCUGCCAAGUCGGACUACUCAGAAAAUUUGUUGAGUGUGAUUCACACUUCAGAGCCAACUGAGGGAGCGAAACUGGAUGAGACCCUGGGCAAGCUCAGAGAAGGAGUCAAGAGAGAGAUGGUGGAUGUCCUCCGAGCAAAUGUGGAGGAAUUAGUGCAAGAGCACCAGCAAGCAUGGGUGGAUCUCUUCACAUCUGGUGUGGAGAUCAGAAAGAUUACAGAUGCCCACACUCCAUCCAGUCGUACAGUCAACAACACCCUUUACUACAUUCUCUCCACCUCCACAGCGCCCCUGUUAGAUCAAAGUCUGACAGCAGAAGAGCAUGAACGGCUGGAGUCCAGCCUGAAUUAUGCCGACCACUGCUUCAGCGGCCACGCCACCAUGCAUGCUGAGAACCUGUGGCCCGAGCGACUCACCAAUGUAGCUCAGAUCCUGCAGCUCGUCAACCUCUGGAACUUGACUUUCCAGAAAAGAGGCUGUAAGGUGCUUGUGGCAGCAGGCACUCAUGGAAUGAUGCAAGGCAUGGUCCUUAGUUUUGGCGGUCUGCAGUUUACUGAAAACCACCUCCAGUUCCAGGCUGACCCGGACGUUCUUCACAACAGCUACUCUUUGAGGGGCAUUCAUUACAAUAAAGACCUUAUCAAUUUGGCUGUGUUGCAGGAUGUUGAAGGCAAACCCUUCCUUCAUGUGUCUGUCAAGCCUCAGGAGAAACCAGUGAAGCUGUAUGCCUGUGAAGCCGGCUGCAUGAAUGAACCUGUGGAACUGACCUCGGAGUUGCGAGGUCACACGUUUCCAGUGAUGGUGACCCAGCCCAUUACACCCCUGCUGUACAUCUCCACCGAUCUUACUCACCUACAGGACCUGAGGCACACCAUGCAUGUCAAGGCCAUUUUGGCUCACGAAGACCACAUGGCCAAACAGUAUCCAGGGCUGCCCUUCCUCUUUUGGUUCAGUGUGGCGUCCCUCAUCACGCUCUUCCACCUCUUCCUCUUCAAACUCAUCUACAAUGAGUACUGCGGGCCUGGAGCAAAGCCGCUCUUCAGGAGUAAGGAUGAUGAUGCUGAAUGAAGCCUAAUUGUGUGGAGAAACAUUAAAUAUGGCUCUGUUUCUGGAUGUCCUCUCAGGAUUGCUGGGGAAAUAGCAAUAUGUAUAAAAUACUGAAUGUUUUCCUUUUUGCUGUGUAUAUUUAAUUCAAUAAAUUAAUUAUCAAUUGCUGUUUUUUGUACAAGUUGCUAAAAUACAAAGGUAUUUGAGGGUGCUUAGCCCCAGGUACCAAUUGAUUCAGUUUUAAAAUAUUGAUAAAAUAUCAAAAUUAUGAAGGAUCCAAACCAGCCUUUUUAUUAUUGUAGCUUAUAAACAAGCAAAAUCAUUAAUGGAACAAUCCACUGUGCAGCUCAUAUCCUAAACAUAUUUAAACAUGUCCAUUGUUUUUUAGAUUUGAAGUAAACUUCAUUGCUUGUCUACAAGACGAAAUGAGUCUUUAAUACUAAAUACUAAAUGUUCAUUGUAGUGCUUAUUGUUUGUAAUUUAUGAUGGAUCAAACACAUUUCUUUGAAUACUUUGAAAAGUUAGCUCUCAACAAAACUAAUGUAACACAAAAUGUAUAUUUCCAGUCUUUACUGUAAAUCAAUAACCUGCGGUUUUACAAAUGGCAUUAAUGCUACUGUAAUCAUACACUUUGGUUUACACUUUGACAAUGUGUCACAAUAACAGUCUUAAACCACCACUGUCAAGUUCUAUAAAUUACAACCUGCCAAUGAUAUUAAUUUGUCUCUGUGCAUUUAAUCCAUGUAUGUCAUUAGGCUUUAUUGUUAAGUGUGACAUCAAUUUUAAAAGAAAAGAAUCACAAUAAAGAUGGUGAUCGUUGAUGAAUCAUCCCUUGUGGUAUUUGAACCUACAGACUUGAGGUUACCAGCUCAGAUCUUUAACUACAAGCUGCAUUUGGUUCAAUUGUACAUUCAAACUAGGAUGUUAUUUGGCUGCAUCUUAUAGUUAAAUACUGACAAGGAUAUCAAAUAUAUAAAAAAGCUUACCCAUAAACUUAAAAUACACACUUUGUUCUGUAUACCCAUGUGGUCUAUGUGCUGUGAUGAUUCAUUUCCUCUUGCAAUAACCUAUGAACAUUGGUGUUUUUGGGAUUUAGUCAAAACUAAAGAAUUGGUCUGAUUCAUCUUUGAUUAAUUCCGAAUUCAGAUAUACUGUAUAUUAUUUUUUUUUUCUAUCUUUAAGUUCCAUUUAAAAUAAUUGUUUCAUGUUCAGGUUGUCCAAAAGUUGUUUUUGUGUGUGCCCCCAAUGGAUUAAAAUAAAUAUUGAACUUGAAACCAUUCAUCAGUAUAACAGUUGUUGGGUAAAACUGACCUUAAAUCAACAGAAUUUUGAGUACAGAAGAUGGCAGGACAUUUUACAAGCCCCUACUACUGGAAUAUUACUAAACGUCUGACCAAUUGUCCUUGUCCAGACUGAUCUCCCAGUGAAAUCGGAAACUUUAGCUAAUUGGUCUGUGCUUACAGAAAUGCAAAGCACUGCUCCUAGAGGCCAAAGUGUUGUUUGGCAUACGGGCAUGUGUUAGCUCCAUUUUCCAGAUGUAAUGUCCAGUGAGGGGCGCCAAAAGCGAGUUGUGAAGCAAGCAAGCUCGCGCUCAUCAAUGAUUAUGCGCUUACUUCUGGUUUUAACCUGAUAUUUGAACUCACCACGCGCCCCACCAAGAGCGAAAACCACAUUAUAGCGACCACGAGGAGGUUACCCCAUGUGACUCUACCCUCCCUAGCAACCGGGCCAAUUUGGUUGCUUAGGAGACCUGGCUGGAGUCACUCAGCACGCCCUGGAUUUGAACUCGCAACUCCAGGGGUGGUAGUCAGCGUCUUUACUCGCUGAGAUACCCAAGCCCCCCCCACCCCUCCACCAUUCUUAAUCGGCAAGUAUGUCAUACCUAAGACUGAAGAGAGUGAGAUCUCAGCAAAACAGUUGGCAAGUGUGACACCCUCGGCCAAAAUCUAGUUGUUUUGAGUGUGCUAUAGUGUGACGCCAACUUGGUGCUUUUAGUUUUGGGAAGAAAAAUACCUAUUGAACAUUUCCACCGUUAUUGCCCUGAAAAAAAAAAAAAAAAAGACAUUGAACACACAUUCCCCUUUUAUAUAGCGGGGCAUAUUGUCACACUAUGGGGUGAGUUGUCACAAUGGAACCUCCCAUUAAGACUGUCUAUUAUAUGCUUUUCAGCUAAAUUUAAACAAUAAAACAAUUAAACACAAAAUAUACCAACAAGCAAAAGUAUCCAAGCAUUGUUUUGUCCAACAAAUAUUGUAAUUAAUAAUUGUGCAACUUCAAACAUGUCAUCCUCUUGGUUUAUAACUGCCUAAAUUGUAUAGCUGACCAUUGUCUGAAUGUAUGCCAUUGUGGUUCACCCAAAAAUAAACAU